AGUAAUAUGAUCUGAAAGAGGGCGGUGGUAGAAAAAUAGUCAUACAAAUCACAGCCUUUUCCUUUCCCAUGUUUAAAGGAGCAGAUCACUAUUUGGAACUUGCGUGACAAAAAAAACAAAACAGCUUUCGUAUCGUUGCUAUAAGAGAGAGGCAGUAAAUGGACUGAGCAUUUGCAUGGAUUUUUAUGUCAUCUAAAAAAGUUGUUAUGCCAAAUUUAGGAUCAAGGAAGAAAGACAACCCAUCCAGAAUGGACAGACACACUGAGGAUCUGCCACAGUUGAGUAAUGAGGAUCAGCUGAGCAUCAUGAACAAGGUGAGGAACGGAGAGUGGUCCAUCGAAGAUGCUCUGAAGGAAGCCAGGAAGGAAAAUAAGCGGCUGUGCAAACAGAACAGCCAGACUGAAGAGGAACAGCAACCCUCACAAUACAACUUCAGUGUUCACAAGCACAACCGGUACAGGUGGCAGAAGCGGGUUCUUCAAAUUGAUUUGAAAACCAAAAUGCUGUGCAGCAUCGAGAAAGGCAUCAUCAAGCGGCAACUUCUCUUUUCGAUUGUCAAAAGUUGUGAUGAAGGAGUGGGUUCCAGGUUCUCCAUUUCCUUUAAAGGAUAUCAUGAUUAUGAAUUGGAGGCCACUUCAGUGGAAGAAAAAAACAAGAUAAUGCAGCUUGUGAAUCGGAUCAUUUAUGCGAACAUAUACAGUGACCCUGAAGAGUGUAAUGCAGAAACCCCUCAGCAGCCUGAAGCCUCACAGAGUCUUCGUGAAGGCGUCUUGUUGCUGCACAGAGGCGGCUUGGCCUCAUUCAGAUGGGUGAAAUAUAAGGUACAGCUGCGCCCAGGCGAGCUUACAAUGGUCCCCAUUAAGCGCCGGGGCCCCGCUGACGGUGAGGGGUCGUCCUCUCCGACCGUCCCCAUCGUGGUUCACCUGUCGGACGGAGACACCAGCGUACCGAAACCUCACGGCUCCGACACGUUCACCCUGAUCACACACAAGAAUCAGUACCAGUUUCGGGUGCCUGUGCCAGAUUACACCCCCGCCCCUGCAGGUGUUCAGGGCGAGCGAGACGCCUGGGUUCACGCCAUCGACAAACUGUGCUCAGGGUGGAAGAGGAAGUCAAUGGGCGAAAACAUGUUUGUGGGAAUACCGGCUCUACGACAUCUUAGCAUAGCAGAGGAGCCAGAGGACACAGAUCUCCAGUCGAUUGGUGGAAUAAUCACUUAUCCUCCAGUUGAUUAUAAAAAUGCAAAUCCCCCUCCUUGUGGUGAAGAUCAUUUAUCAGCUGAAGACACGAGUAAAGAUGAUCCCACAGCUGAUGGGACAAAGCCUGUUCCUAAACCUCGCAUCAGUAAAAACCUUGCCGUUAUAGACCCUGAUAUGUUGCCUCCCGUAUCAUCACCCACAUCCCCCGGUGUCUCUGCCUCAUCUCCCCCGACCCCCCCUCGCCCCUCACCCCUCACCCCUGCCCUCACAUCAUCCUCCACAGCCCCAGAGUCUCCUAACCCAGAGCCUGUUGUGAAAAGGGCUCCCCCCCUGAGCACCCCGCCGCCUCCACCCCUGAGCACCCCGCCGCCUCCACCCCUGAGCAUCCCGCCGCCUCCCCCUUUACCCUUCAAGUUCAUGAAUUUUAAAAAGCCACGCACCAAAGCCUUCCACUGGGACGUAGUUGGCACAGAUAAGAUUGCAAAAUCAUUUUGGAAACAAGAAAGCACCGGGAGGAUUGAACUCGACACAUCGCGCUUAUUUGAGCAAUUUGCCGUUAAAGACAUGGGGACGUUUUGUGCGUCUGAGCCGAGCACCACGCAGCAUAUUAUGCUCAACCAGAAGAUUGCACACAACUUCAACAUUUUCCUCAAAAGUUUUCCCGUGCUUCCGGGAGAGCUGAAGGACAAACUGUUCGUCAUUAACGAGGAAGAUGGAGGCCUGUCUGAUGGGCACAUCACGUCUCUGAGGAGGUACGUCCCCACGUUGGAUGAUGUGGAAAUGUACAAAUCCCACAAAGGACCUGUGGCAGAGCUGCAUAUUGUGGACCAGUACAUGAUGGAGAUGUGCAACAUCCCGUGUCUGAGCACACAGCUCGACCUGCUGCUGACUCUGAGAGAGCUUCCGAUCGGCAUGAAAGACCUGCAGCCACUGAUUAACCAGAAGAUCAGAAUGUGCACACAGCUGAACAACUGCAGGUCAUUUGUUUCCGUGCUGGAGUACCUCCUCACCGUUGGCAAUUACCUCAACGAGAACGCAAGGAAGGAAAAGGCCAAGGGAUUUCGCCUCUCCUCCUUAACUAAACUCUCUCAGCUCCGGGGGAACGACAGGAAGUUCACCUUGCUGCAUGCCCUUGUGGAGCAGAUCAUGUUGCAUGAACCUUCCCUGGCUGCUUUUACAGAGGACUUGGCAGAAUUUGAAACUGUCCCGGGAGCUUCCAUUAAAGGCUUGACCGCAGAAGUUGACGUGCUGAAGAAUGAAGUGCAGAAAGUCAUUCAGUAUGAAAAAACUUUCAAGAAGAGAAAUGCUGGAGGUCAACACCCACAAUUCUACAAAGACUUGAAGAUGGCGAUUGAAAAAUACAAGACCGGUCUCUCAGCACUGACGAAGACGCGUGAUGAAAUGAAGAAACUCUACUCUGUCAUACUGGUGAAAUUCGGUGAACCAGCGGACCAAGACUCUCAGGAGCUCUUUGGGCUGAUCUGUCAGUUUGUCCAUGACUUCAGGGGGGCUCACGCUGAAAUGAUAUGAGUUUAGAGUAGCCGCUGAGACUUCAGUGAUACUUAUUAAACAAACCAAAGAGAGAUCUGAUAGUCUUAGUCACACUUCAGCGGGAUAAAAAUAAUAAACACUUUGAAUGCAGUGUUUGAUAUAAGUAGACUGUUGCAUCGAUGUAUAUUUGUUCAAGCUAUUUGUAUUUUUCUUUGUUGUUGUACAGAUGUAUUUUAAAGGCCAUUGGAUGUGAUGUAUGUGUACAAUGCACCUGGAUGAAAGGAUGAUAACGCUGUGAACAAUAAAACUGAUCCAUGUCACAUUUA
Messenger RNA from Gymnodraco acuticeps, 3016 nucleotides. Its product is annotated as formin-like protein 13. The transcript is spliced from 17 exons. The record is from RefSeq and is a predicted model, not a curated record. The coding region runs from base 186 to 2729 and encodes 847 amino acids. Lineage: Eukaryota; Metazoa; Chordata; Actinopteri; Perciformes; Bathydraconidae.